AUGGCCGUAUCCUCCCAGUUACUUCCCGCACUUGCUAUAACCACGCUUCUGGUCACCAUUUCCAUCUUCAUCAUGCGACGUCUCGGCACCGUUCUAGUUCCACAGCCUGCGAAUGAGCCAAAUCCCCUGAGCGUGGCAAGCUACCCCCAAGACCUGCUGAGCAAAGCCCUAGCAUCCGCCUUGUCAGACGCUGUCAUCUUCCCGUGCGACGAAGUUGCUUUUAGGAAAUCGAUGGAUUCUUAUUGGGCGCAGCAGGAGUGUGAAGUGAUCCCAUCAUGCGUCGUCCAGCCCCGCGAUGCGCAGCAGCUCUCGACUGCUGUCAAAAUCCUCAAACGCGAGUUUGAUGGACGAGAAGAGGGAAAGAAAGACGCAACUGGAUAUGGUGAAGAAAAGCCGGCUGGUUUAUUUGCGAUUCGGGGGGGUGGCCACUCUCCAAUUCCCGGUGCCGCCACUGUCGAGGGGGGUCUACUGAAAGAGGUGACACCAUCUGAGGACGGCUCAAGUGUAGUCAUUGGAGCUGGCGCCAAAUGGAUGGAUGUCUCUAGAGUCUUGGAUGAGCGAGGACUUGCUGUUGUUGGCGGUCGGAACUCCGCUGUCGGUGUUGGGGGUUUGACUCUAGGCGGUGGUCUCUCCUUUUUCUCGCCCCGUUUCGGCCUAGUCUGCUCGAACGUCACUAGUUACGAACUCGUUCUUGCAUCUGGCGCUACCACUACUGCUUCCGCAUCGAGUAAUCCUGAUCUUUGGCGCGCUCUCAAAGGGGGGUCCAGUAACUUCGGUAUUGUGACGAGUUUCACAGCUCGCAGUUUUCCCUGUAAUAUGGUUUGGGGCGGGUUUCUCUAUAUGCCAUCUUUCCAGGCUACUAAGACUCUUGCAGCUUUUCACGAAUGCAUCAACAGAGCCGGAGUAAGCAUCGACAACAAUGCUGCUGGGCCUAUUGCAUGCUUUUCCUACGUUCAACAGCUUGGUAUUCAAGCUGUCUCCGUGAAUCUAGUCUAUACCGCACCUCAACCGCACGAGAAAAAAUGGCCUCUCUACUGGCGGAACUCUCCCUUCAGACCCCUCUGGCGCUUCUGGAGCACCUGUAAGAUCCGCACUCUAACCAGCGCAACCGACGAAAUGAACUCCCUCAACCCACCCGGUAGGCGCCAGCUAUUUGCUACCACUACCAUCAAAAACGAUCUCGCGACUAUCACCCAAGCCCACACAGCCUACCAAGACGCCAUUGCUUCCUUGCGCCACGUCAAUAUCAAAGGCCUGGUAUGGACGCUCGUGCUCCAACCGCUCGUGCCAGACUGGAUACAAAAAGGCGAUGCCAACCCCCUCGGCCUGCACGACUGCACCGACAAUCUCGUCAUGGUAAGCUUCACUGUCAACUGGAACGAAGCUCACAACGACGACUUUGUUAAAACAACAACGCGGCGUACCGUUGAGCACAUUGAGACGAUAGCCGCAGCUAACAAGACUGGCCAUCGUUGGCGGUACUUGAAUUACUGCGCGGAGUGGCAGAAGCCGUUUGAGGGCUAUGGUGAGGAGAAUUGGCGCUUUUUGAGGGAGGUGAGUGGGAAAUAUGAUCCCGAUGGGUUGUUUCAGAAAGGUUGUCUAGGCGGAUUCAAGUUGAGUAUAGAGAAUGGCGAGGCUUGA
Molecule: messenger RNA, 1641 nt
Organism: Lachnellula hyalina
Lineage: Eukaryota; Fungi; Ascomycota; Leotiomycetes; Helotiales; Lachnaceae
Product: Bifunctional solanapyrone synthase
Exons: 2
Coding region: 1-1641 (546 amino acids)
Molecular function (GO): FAD binding
Source: RefSeq, a predicted model, not a curated record